AUGCUAUCAGACGACAUGUUCCCUCAGGAGAAGCUCUUUGCCGAGAUAGAGGCUCAAUUCCUCCAAUAUGCAGGGGCCGAAAAUUUCCAAUUCAUCAAAGGAACGGCCAUGAAGUUCAAUCAUGCACAGCGCACUGUCACCAUCAAAACGGAGAGUACCGACGCUUUACAGGAAUUGUCUUUCCAUGGUUUGGUCAUUGCUACUGGUGCUUCUACGCCCUCCCCCUUGCUUGGGUUGAUCAAAGAUGAGACGCUUCUCCGCGCAUGCUGGAGCUCUCUCAGAAAAGCACUCCCUGGAGCCAAGAACAUCGUUAUAUCAGGGGGAGGCCCAACCAGCAUUGAGACAGCUGGAGAGCUGGGCGAGUACCUGAACGGACGAUCCGGUACCUUCAGCUCAGGACAAUCUCAACUCCGUGUCAACAUCACCGUCAUCACGAGUAGCUCAAGAGUCCUCCCGGCUUUACGCCAAGGUAUCGCUGACAAGGCCGAGAAGCUUCUAGCGGGUGUUGGCGUGACAGUCAUCAAGCAUGCCCGGGUUAAGACUGUGAUACCUGCCCAGGCCGGGAGGAAUCUCGAGAUGCUGACCUCCAAGGCCACGGUCGUCCUCGACGAUGGGAAAACCAUCGAUGCAGAUUUAUACAUACCGGCGACGGGAACAACACCGAAUACUGGCUUCAUCUCCGACACAUCUCUGAUAACCGCUGACGGCCGCGUUGACACCAAUCCAUCAACAUUGCGUGUUGACCGCGCCGGCCCCAACGCUCGAAUCUAUGCCAUUGGGGAUGCCAGCUCGUACGCGCGCCCUGCAAUUCACAACAUCCUGUCGGCAGUCCCUACCCUGUGUGCGAGCAUAAAAAGUGACCUGCUGCUUCAGGGAGGUCAUCGGAAGGACUUGUCAUCCGGAGCUGGCCAUGCCUUCAAGGAAGAUAUGAGAGAAACACAACUGGUACCCAUAGGAAGAGGCAAGGGAGUUGGUGCAGCUGUGGGAUUUCAGCUACCCAGUUUCCUGAUAUGGUUGCUAAAGGGGAGGGACUACUGGCUGUGGACAACCGAGAACCUAUGGAAUGGCAAGAAAUGGAACAGGGAAUCUUGA
Molecule: messenger RNA, 1092 nt
Organism: Diaporthe citri
Lineage: Eukaryota; Fungi; Ascomycota; Sordariomycetes; Diaporthales; Diaporthaceae
Exons: 1
Coding region: 1-1092 (363 amino acids)
Cellular component (GO): cytoplasm
Molecular function (GO): flavin adenine dinucleotide binding; electron-transferring-flavoprotein dehydrogenase activity
Source: RefSeq, a predicted model, not a curated record